AUGACAGUAGAACCUACCAGCUUGCCCAAGCUAGCCUUCCUGGGCCCCUUGGGAUCCCACUCACACCAAUGUGCCCAGAACGGCUUCGGUCCAGGAGUAGAAUAUGUCGAGAGGUCAACUAUCACAGGUACGCUACUCCUUUGCCAUUUCAGCGGACAGUGGCAAAUGUCAGCAGAGGCUUUUAAGGCCGUCUCCGACGAGAUACCGUUCGCUCUGAUCCCACAAGAGAACAGUUUGUAUGGGACGGUCACGGACACAUACGACCUCCUUCGCCUACCGGAAGUUGGACAGCAUAAAUUUGUCAGGGGAGAGGUUACACUUUCUGUUCGACACUGUCUCGUCGUUCGCCGCGGGGUGAAGCUCAGGGACAUUGGGAGGGUCCUUAGUCACGAGCAAGCACUUGGCCAAUGUGCGCGCUUCCUCUCGACCAACCUGCCUGGAGCCGCCCGCAUCAAGAUGUCGUCCACGUCGGCCGCUGCGCAGGCACUCCUGUCCGAAGACAAGGCAGACCAACUAACAGAAAGUGCAGCUCUCUGCUCUGCCGCCUGCGCUAAAAUGCAUCCAGAGCUGGAAAUUCUGCAGGAGAGCGUGCAAGACAGUAACACAAAUUGCACACGGUUCUACGUCAUCGGAAAAUCACUCGACGUCAAGCUGCCAUCCACAUUCCAUGUAACCCCUCCCAGGCAUGCGCUAGUGCGCAUGGCUCUCAGAAACCCCGAUAUGGCCCCGGAUGCGACUGUGCACCCUCGCAAUCGACUUGUUCAACUGGUUCUCAGCACAUUGCUGGCUACGUUUGGCCUCCCUGUUACGCGGAUAGACAGGAGGCCGUCCUUGACUGAUGUUCCUUUCGAGGAUGUUUACAUGGUCGAGCUGGAGAAUCCGAUGAGUGCCCUCAGCGUCGGCGCUGAAGCAGAUGUUAAUCUCCUUGACUCUUCUAUGUGGAGUAGGAUGGCAGCAGGAGUGAAACAGGUAGAAGCGGCAGGUGGCGAUGCCACCGUGCUUGGAAUCUGGUAA
Messenger RNA from Fibroporia radiculosa, 1014 nucleotides. RefSeq lists its product as uncharacterized. The transcript has 4 exons. The record is from RefSeq and is a predicted model, not a curated record. Gene Ontology annotation, biological process: L-phenylalanine biosynthetic process. The coding region runs from base 1 to 1014 and encodes 337 amino acids. Gene Ontology annotation, cellular component: cytoplasm. Gene Ontology annotation, molecular function: prephenate dehydratase activity; chorismate mutase activity. NCBI's taxonomy places the organism in Eukaryota, Fungi, Basidiomycota, Agaricomycetes, Polyporales, Fibroporiaceae.